Molecule: messenger RNA, 950 nt
Organism: Sarcophilus harrisii (Tasmanian devil)
Lineage: Eukaryota; Metazoa; Chordata; Mammalia; Dasyuromorphia; Dasyuridae
Gene: CDC34
Product: cell division cycle 34
Exons: 5
Coding region: 265-879 (204 amino acids)
Biological process (GO): ubiquitin-dependent protein catabolic process; protein polyubiquitination
Molecular function (GO): ubiquitin conjugating enzyme activity
Source: RefSeq, a predicted model, not a curated record
UCUUAAAUCAAGAUCCUUAGCCCUCUUUAAAGUCCCUGGUCAAAAAGUGCUUCCUCAAGCCUGUUGGGUCCUUCCAAGGACCAUUAGAAACCCAGUUGUGUGCUGGCAGAGCAUUUUCUUACCAAGGCCAAGUGGGGCCAUGAGCUGAUCUUUUGGCAGACACUUCCAGUCUGGAGCUCCUGUCCUUAGAGGGUUUUGGGCUCUAGUCACAAGGGUAGAAAAGGAAGGAUAACUUGGAUGAUAAUUUUGACAGGGAAGAAAUGAAUGAUAGGUACUGUGCUGUCAGCAGCCCAGAAGGACGCCCGAGGCCUGAAAUUACUUGCAACAAGAGCAGAAUCUGAUCAGGCCCGCCUCAAGUUUCCUAUUGAUUACCCCUACUCCCCUCCAGCUUUCCGGUUCCUCACAAAAAUGUGGCACCCGAACAUCUAUGAGACUGGGGAUGUUUGUAUCUCAAUCCUCCACCCUCCAGUAGAUGAUCCCCAGAGUGGAGAGCUUCCCUCUGAGCGAUGGAACCCCACCCAAAAUGUCAGGACCAUCCUCCUGAGCGUGAUCUCCCUCCUAAAUGAGCCCAACACCUUCUCACCAGCCAAUGUGGAUGCUUCCGUGAUGUACAGGAAAUGGAAAGACAGCAAAGGGAAGGACCGGGAAUAUACAGACAUCAUCCGGAAGCAGGUCCUGGGGACCAAGGUCGAUGCGGAACGGGAUGGGGUCAAGGUGCCCACAACAUUGGCAGAGUACUGUGUGAAGACCAAGGCCCCUGCGCCGGACGAGGGCUCGGACCUCUUCUACGAUGACUACUACGAGGACGACGAUAUGGAGGAGGAGGCCGACAGCUGCUAUGGUGAUGACGAGGAUGACUCCGGCACGGAGGAGUCCUGACACCGUCUCCCCGCAACCCCCGGGCCCGAAAUAAACUUAUAAAAUUUUACCUCAGACAAGGAGCCCGCAGA